UUUGUUUCUUCACAAUCCAAACUGCAUCAUGUCUUUUUUUACUUUCGGUUUCUCUGAGUCUCUGCAGCUCCAUGACUCCAUCUGCUGGACUGAUAGUAGAAGUGCAGCAGCUGAUCUUCUCCAGGAGGAUUUGAGUGGAUGAAUGAUGUUUGUUUCCUGUGCAGGUGAAGGUAGAAAGUGUGUGUGAGCUGCUGUGAGUUGAGCAUCAUGGAUGAGUGUGAGGACAGAGAGGAGGGAGUCCCUCCCUCUCAAAGCUCUCUGUGUGGGGAACAGGAGAACCAGAGCAAAGCUCAGAGGAAUCCACCUGGACAUGGACCUGCAUCCAGCUGUGUGUCCUUCAAGAGUGACCAGUCUAAGGGUCAUCCUAUUGACUUUAAAGGAGAACCAGGUCCUGAAGUAAGAGGAAAGAAGAAACGAAGAAAAAAGAAAAUCCAUCAGAGACCAGAGUCCUCUGGACCUGGACCUGGACCUGGACCUGGAUCCAGCUGUGUCUCCUUCCAGAGUGACCAGUCUAAGGGUCAUUCUAUUGACUUUAAAGGAGAACCAGGUCCUGAAGUAAGAGGAAAGAAGAAACGAAGAAAAAAGAAAAUCCAUCAGAAACCAGAGUCCUCUGGACCUGGACCUGCAUCCAGCUGUGUCUCCUUCCAGAGUGACCAGUCUAAGGAGCUUCCUCUCUAUUUUAAAGGAGAACCAGGUCCUGCUGCAGAGAGAGUGGAGCAGCAGAACUCCGAGGUUCCCAGAGCUCAGUCUAUCCAGCAGCAUCACCUGGACUCCGUAUUCAUGCUGCUGGAGGACAACAUGGUGACUUUUGUGAAGAAGGAGCUGAAGAAGAUGCAGAAGCUUGUGAGUCCAGAUUACCCAGAAUGCUCCUCAGAGAGUCAGAGGGAGGAUGAGGAGGAGUUGGAGGGUGAUGAUGAAGAUGAGAGGAGCAGCAGAGAGAUGUUUCAGCAGAUCACAGUGUUGUUCCUGAGGAGGAUGAAGCAGGAGAAGCUGGCUGACUGUCUGCAGAGCAAACUUCCUGCAGUUUGCGGACGUGAACUUAAAUCUUCUCUGAAGAAGAAGUUCCAGAGAGUGUUUGAGGGCAUCGCUAAAGCAGGACAGAAGACCCUCCUGAACGAGAUCUACACAGAGCUGUACAUCACAGAGGGAGGGACUGCAGAGGUCAAUGAUGAACAUGAGGUCAGACAGAUUGAAGCAUCAUCCAGGAAAGCAGACAGAGCAGAAACAAUCAUCAGAGCAGAAGACAUCUUUCAAGACUCAUCUGGAACAUACAAACCAAUCAGAACAGUGAUGACACAGGGAGUGGCGGGCAUCGGGAAAACAGUGUUAACACAGAAGUUGACUCUGGACUGGGCUGAAGACAAAAGCAACCAGGACAUCCACUUCAUGUUUCCAUUGACUUUCAGAGAGCUGAAUGUGGUGAAAGAGAGAAAAUUCAGCUUGGUGGAACUUGUUCAUCACUUCUUCAGUGAAACCAAAGCAGCAGGAAUCUGCAGCUUUGAAGACUUCGAUGUUGUGUUGAUCUUUGACGGUCUGGAUGAGUGUCGCCUUCCUCUGGACUUCCACAACAAUGAGGUCCUGACUGAUGUUAGAGAGUCCACCUCAGUGGAUGUGCUGCUGACAAACCUGAUCAGGGGGAAUCUGCUUCCCUCUGCUCGCCUCUGGAUAACCACACGACCUGCAGCAGCCAGUCAGAUCCCUCCUGACUGUGUGGACAUGGUGACGGAGGUAAGGGGGUUCACCGACCCACAGAAGGAGUACUACUUCAGGAAAAGAUUCAGAGAUAGGAAGAAGGCCAGCAGCAUAAUCUCUCACAUGAAGAAGUCACGAAGCCUCCACAUCAUGUGCCACAUCCCAGUGUUCUGCUGGAUCACUGCAACAGUUCUGGAGGAACUGCUGAGAAGCAGAGAGGGAGGAGAUCUGCCCAGAACCCUGACUGAGAUGUUCAUCCACCACCUGGUGGUUCAGACCAAAGUCAAGAAGGUCAAGUAUGAUGGAGGAGCUGAGACGGAUCCACACUGGAGUCUAGACAGCAGGAGGAUGAUUGAGUCUCUGGGAAAACUGGCUUUUAAUCAGCUGCAGAAAGGAAACCUGAUCUUCUAUGAGUCUGACCUGACAGAGUGUGGCAUUGAUGUGGACGCAGCCUCAGUGUACUCAGGAGUGUUGACACAGAUCUUUAAAGAGGAGAGAGGGCUGUACCAGGACAUGGUGUUCUGCUUCGUCCAUCUGAGCGUUCAGGAGUUUCUGGCUGCUCUUCAUGUCCAUCAGACCUUCAUCAAAUCUGGAAUCAACCUGCUGGAAGAAGAACAAACAACCUCCAACAAACCUGAUCCAACAGUUUUCUACCAGACAGCUGUGGACGAGGCCUUACAGAGUCCAAACGGACACCUGGACUUGUUCCUGCGCUUCCUCCUGGGUCUUUCACUGUUGAACAAUCAGAAUCUCUUACGAGGCCUGCUGACACAGACAAGAGGUAGCUCACAGACCAAUCAGAAAACAGUGGAGUACAUCAAGAAGAAGAUCAGUGAGGAUGUGUCUGUAGAGAGAAGCAUCAAUCUGUUCCACUGUCUGAAUGAACUGAAGGAUGUUUCUCUAGUGGAGGAGAUCCAACAGUCCCUGAGAUCAGGAUGUCUGUCAACAGAUGAACUGUCUCCUGCUCAGUGGUCAGCUCUGGGAUUCAUCUUACUGUCAUUGGAAGAACAUCUGGACGUGUUUGACCUGAAGAAAUACUCUGCUUCAGAGGAGGCUCUUCUGAGGCUGCUGCCAGUGGUCAAAGCCUCCAAGAAAGUUUUACUGAGUGGCUGUGAUCUGUCAGAGAGAAGCUGUGGAGCUCUGUCCUCAGUCCUCAGCUCCCAGUCCUCCAGUGUGACAGAGCUGGACCUGACUAACAACAACCUGCAGGAUUCAGGAGUGGAGAGUCUUUCUGCUGGACUGGAGAGUCCACACUGUAAACUGGAAGCUCUCAGGCUGUCAGGCUGUCUGGUCACAGAGGAAGGCUGUGCUUCUCUGGCCUCAGCUCUGAGCUUGAAGACCUCAAAUCUGAGAGAGCUGGACCUGAGCUACAACCAUCCAGGAGACUCAGGAGAGAAGAUGCUGAGGGCGAAAGUGGAGGAUCCACACUGUAGACUGGAAACUCUCAGGGUGACGCCUGCUGGAGUCCCAUGGUUGACACCAGGUCUGAGGAAGUAUUCCUGUCAACUCACAGUCGACACAAACACAGUAAGCAGAAACCUCAAACUGUCUGACAACAACAGGAAGGUGACACAUGUGGAGGAGGAUCAGUCGUAUCCUGAUCAUCCAGACAGGUUUGACUACAGGCUUCAGCUGCUGUGUACAACAAGUCUGACUGGUCGCUGUUACUGGGAGGUUGAGUGGAGAGGAGAUGUUGAAAUAUCAGUGAGUUACAGAGCAAUCAGAAGGAAAGGAUUCAGUGAUGACUGUAGGUUUGGACGUAAUGAUCAGUCCUGGAGUCUGAUCUGCUCUGAUGAUGAUGGUUACUAUGUCAGACACAAUAACAGUAAAACAUCCAUCAGGUCCUCCUCAGUCUCUCACAGAGUUUCAGUUUAUGUGGACGUUCCUGCUGGAACUCUGUCCUUCUACAGAGUCUCCUCUGACUCUCUGAUCCACCUCCACACCUUCAACACCACAUUCACUGAAAGUCUCUAUCCUGGAUUUGGGUUCUUCUGGUCCAGGUUUGGUUCCUCAGUGUCUCUGUGCUGAGUCUCGUCUCCAGAGUCUCCUCCUGGUACAGAAACAGUGUUGAACAGAUGGUUGAGUCUCUCCAUGACUCUGUCCCUCACAAACAUGUUUUCACAUUCAUGGAUUAAAUGUGUUUCUUUGUCAAA
Molecule: messenger RNA, 3845 nt
Organism: Acanthochromis polyacanthus (spiny chromis)
Lineage: Eukaryota; Metazoa; Chordata; Actinopteri; Pomacentridae
Product: NLR family CARD domain-containing protein 3-like
Exons: 12
Coding region: 208-3720 (1170 amino acids)
Molecular function (GO): protein binding
Source: RefSeq, a predicted model, not a curated record